Molecule: messenger RNA, 777 nt
Organism: Tremella mesenterica DSM 1558
Lineage: Eukaryota; Fungi; Basidiomycota; Tremellomycetes; Tremellales; Tremellaceae
Exons: 6
Biological process (GO): double-strand break repair via nonhomologous end joining
Cellular component (GO): nucleus
Molecular function (GO): DNA-directed DNA polymerase activity; DNA binding
Source: RefSeq, a predicted model, not a curated record
GAACAGAAUGGAGUCUCGUGGCGUGUCAUUCACGAUAUCCUCAAAUAUGGCUUGGUGCCUCAGCUCGAAGAACUCACCGAGGAGAUGCGUGCCACCGUCGCUUUCAAUCGCGUCCACGCAAUCGGGAACAUAUACGCCAAAACUUUUGCGAAGAAUGGUGCUAGAACAUUCGAAGAUCUCAUAAACUCCACUGGCGACGAGUAUGGCAAGAAAGUGUCAAAAGCUCAGAAACUGGCUCUGAAAUAUCAUCACGAGAUGGAGAUUAUGAUUCCCCGUCAAGAGGUGGACAAAUUCGACAUGCUCAUCAAAGAUGCGCUGAACAAGGCCGAUCCGACUAUUAAGUACGAAAUCAUGGGAUCUUAUCGUCGUGGCGAAGAAACGUCAAGUGAUAUAGAUAUGGUUGUAUGGCAUGACUCGCUCAAACGUCGCGAUCCGGAUGCCAAAGUCAGAAAAGGAAACCCUGCUCCUGACAGUAUCAUGGGACGUGUACUCAAUGCUAUGUUCAGUGCUGGUCUCUUCAGCUCGGACAAAAUGUUUGCAACCGGCGAGAAAAAGGUAUGGGGAUUGAGCCGUCUUCCCGGAGAUCCGAAAGCUCUGCACCGUCAAGUAGACGUUCGACUCUGUCCAACAGAAAGCUUGCCAUACAUGCUACUGGGCAAUACCGGGGACAACGAUCUCAUGAGGUUCCUCAGAUACAAAGCCGAAGAGAAAGAUCUCUUACUCAACGAGUACGGAAUGGGUCAGCGGGUUUCCAUCUCAGUUGGUUUUCUGCCGUGA